Iphiclides podalirius (scarce swallowtail) is the source of this 264-nucleotide messenger RNA. Lineage: Eukaryota; Metazoa; Arthropoda; Insecta; Lepidoptera; Papilionidae. The record is from the annotation of a GenBank genome assembly.
AUGAUGCGGCGCUUUGAAGUUUAUGUUUGGUUGCGUUACGGUCCAUUGUCGCGUGCGUCUUUCGGGAUACGGCGCACGGCUUGCGUGCACCGGCGGAGGCGCGGACGCAGCCGCCGGCCGCGGCUUAUUACGAUGCUGGGGCGCUCCACGGUGUCGCAAGCGCGGCCGGGGCGAUUCACCCCGCGCCGUGACAAUUACCUUGCUUGCGUAAGCCCCCGCUUAGCAUUCCCCGAGCGGCGGCGCCGGCGCCAAUUAUGCCGCCGC